AUGAACGACCCUAAUGAAAAAAUAACCUCGGCUAAACUGAUCGAGGACCAAGAACAAUUAAAAGCCAAAUACGAAGCCGAAAUCAACACCAUCCAACAAGAAAACCUAAGCCUGCAAAACACUAUCCUUAAAAAAGAUAACGAAAUCUUUGACUUGCAAAAAACUAAUAAAAACCUCAGCCAAGACCGAGAUGAGAUCGAACAAGCAAAGAAAACCACCAAAGAGCAAAACGACUUCUUAACGGAAUUCAAUAAACUCCAAGAAGCCAAACAAAUGAAAGGAGAAAACUUAAAACAAAAAACCGUCCAGGAGACCCCUAUUAAACUCAUUUAUUCUCAAAAUGAUUUUGCCGUCUUUGAUAAAGGCUCUUCGGAAUUCUACGGAGCUGAGGAUGAAUUCAUUUCCGACCAACCCUUAGAGAAUCUGGGCAUCAUAAUGGAUGAUGUCUUCAACACUAUCUUUCACAAAAAGAAGAUGAAGCAAGCCCUCCAAAGUCCCAGCCAUCAAGCUGCCUUAGUGGACCGACUUAUCGAUAGCAUGAAAACCAAGGCCACCACUACUUUAAACAAAAAGCUGGUGGAAAUCAUUUGCACCAAAGAAAACUAUAAAGAUACAGCCUGGCAAGAAAUCAGUCAAGCCGAUGCUACCAUUGACAGCCUGGACAAGGCUAUCAAGAUCCUUAAACUUCUCAAACAAGCCUACAAUGGUAUGGACGAAAUCUCCUCGGACUACAACAAAGGCUACCAAAAACCCGGAGACCCCACUUGA
Racocetra persica is the source of this 768-nucleotide messenger RNA. The record is from the annotation of a GenBank genome assembly. Lineage: Eukaryota; Fungi; Glomeromycota; Glomeromycetes; Diversisporales; Gigasporaceae.